Messenger RNA from Diospyros lotus (date-plum), 2258 nucleotides. Its product is annotated as pentatricopeptide repeat-containing protein At5g66520-like. The record is from RefSeq and is a predicted model, not a curated record. Gene Ontology annotation, molecular function: protein binding; RNA binding; zinc ion binding. Lineage: Eukaryota; Viridiplantae; Streptophyta; Magnoliopsida; Ericales; Ebenaceae. Bases 88 to 1965 code for a protein of 625 amino acids. The transcript has a single exon. Gene Ontology annotation, biological process: RNA modification.
UUCCCGGCCCCUCCAAAUCCAAUUGAUAGAUAGUUUAUAUACUAGGGCUAUGUAUCAUCAACAUCCUAAGCGCAUGAAGGAAGGAUAAUGAUGGCUUGCAGCCCAGUUUGUGUAGGCCUUCCCAGCAGCAACUGCAAGAUCUCGCCAUGCCCAGAAGAGUCUUCUUCCCGCUGCCGCUGCUGCUUCUCGACAAUGACCCGUCUCAAGCAGUACCAUUCCCAAAUUAUCCGACUGGGCCUCUCCUCCGACAACUACGCCAUGGGCCGGGUUAUCAAGUUCUGUGCUUUAUCCGACUCUGGCGAUUUAAUGUAUGCCCUCCAAGUGUUCGAUGUAAUGCCCCACCCGGAUGCCUUUAUCUACAAUGUCCUCAUUAGAGCUCAUAUGCAACGUACGUUAGCCAGAGAUUGCAUUCUGUUGUACUCCCAGAUGCUGAGUGAAUCUGUUACGCCCAACAGAUUCACCUUCCCUUCUCUUAUAAAAGCUUGUUGCACUGUUGAAGAGGGGAGACAAGUCCACGCCCAUGUUUUAAAAUUUGGCUCCAUUUCAGAUGCAUAUUCCAUGAAUUCUUUGAUUCAUAUGUAUGUUAAUUGUGAACGCUUGGUGGAAGCAAGGCGGGUAUUUGACAAGAUGCCUCACCGGAACGUUGUAUCCUGGACCACUUUGAUUAGUGGGUAUUCCCAGUGGGGAUGUGUUGAUGAAGCGUUUGAACUUUUUGAGUUGAUGCACGAAAGGAAUUCGGCUUCUUGGAAUGCGAUGAUGGCGGCUUUUGUCCAGAACAACUGCUUUCAGGAGGCAUUUGCUUUGUUCCGCAGGAUGCAAUCAGAGAACCUGCUGCUGGAUAAAUACGUUGCAGCCACUAUGUUAUCAGCUUGUAAAGGUUCGGGAGCUCUAAAACAAGGGGAGUGGAUACAUGGAUAUAUGCAGAAGAGUGGCAUUGAAAUGGACCCGAAACUUGUUACUGCAAUCAUUGAUAUGUACUGCAAAUGUGGUUGCUUGGACAAGGCUUUUGAAGUCUUCAACGGAUUGCCCCACAAAGCGAUUUCUUCUUGGAAUGCCAUGAUCGGGGGGCUGGCACUGCAUGGGAAAGGAAUGGCUGCUGUUGAGCUUCUGAAUGAGAUGGAGAGACGGGGAAUAUCUCCUGAUUACAUAACUUUCGUAAAUUUGCUUAACGCGUGUGCUCAUUCGGGGUUGGUGGAAGAAGGGCGCCAUUACUUUCGUUACAUGACAGAGGUUCACGCUAUUGCGCCCGGAUCAGAGCAUUAUGGAUGCAUGGUAGAUUUGCUCGGAAGAGCUGGAUUGUUGGAGGAAGCCAAAGAGCUCAUCAAUGAGAUGCCAACAAGUCCCGAUGCAAGUGUCCUGGGUGCUCUCCUUGGCGCUUGUCGAAUCCAUGGGAACGUGGAGCUUGGAGAGGAAAUAGGGAAGAGAGUAAUUCAAUUGGACCCUUUUAACAGUGGGCGAUAUGUGCUACUAGCCAACAUGUAUGCCAGUGCCGGUAGAUGGGCAGAGGUUGGCCGCGUGAGGAAGGUCAUGAACGAUAGGGGAGUGAACAAACCCGCGGGCUUUUCCAUGAUCGAAUUGGAUGGCGUUGUGAAUGAGUUUGUUGCGGGAGGAAGGGAUCAUCCGCUAGCUGAAGAGAUAUAUGCCAAAGUGGAGGAGAUGCUGGACGGUGUUAGAACUGCCGGCUAUGUGGCCGACACAAAUGGGGUCCUGCUGCAUGAUGUUGAGGAGGAAGAAAGGGAAAAUCCCUUCCAUUAUCAUAGUGAGAAACUUGCUAUUGCUCUUGGCUUGUUGAAGACGAAAUCUGGUGAAACUCUUCGAAUCACAAAGAACUUGAGAAUCUGCAAGGACUGUCACACUGUGAGUAAGCUUGUCUCUCAAGUUUUUGAUCGGGAAAUAAUUAUAAGGGAUAGGAAUCGAUUCCACCAUUUCAAAGGGGGAGACUGUUCUUGCAAUGGAUACUGGUAGUAAUCAAUGUUGUGAAUUGCAUAGUUAUUUGAAUUGUGAAUCCAUGUAAUCAUUUUGGCAAGUACAUAUAUAAUGAGUAUACAUGCAUUGUUUACGGAAAUUCCUAUGGACCAGCCAUUAAAAAGUUGUCAACCGGCUGUCAUUUUUUAAUUUUGUUUUAUUAAUAAAAAACGAAAAACCGUGGCCAGCCGAUGAGAACCUGCUGUCAAGCUCCUAGGGUUUACUUGGGGCUUAGAAUGGGAUUAUGUUAAAAAUGGGAAUGAGAGUAGAAAGGGAGAAGAAAUAAAAAAAAA